AUGCUAUUCUACUUUCUUAUACUCUCAAUACUUUCAGUGAUUGAAUUUCAACCGAGUGAUGUGGGCAUGGAGUAUUCGCGUGUCAGCGAAGCAGAAAUAACGAUUAUUCUAGGCAUUAGUACCUUACGUGAGCAGCAAGGCAUUAUUAUCAGAAAUGAAAACUUAAUGGGAAGCAAUGGGGUUCGAUAUCCAAUAGAGUUAUUAAUCACAGUGGAGCCCGUCUCAGUGAUUGAUAUUCUUGUUAGUGAAAUAAGCCCCUUCAUACCCUCAAGAAUUAUUCAAGUAGAGGAUAUGCUAUGUGGCUCUACUACACUGAACAAUCCGUGCAUGGGGAAAAAAACCCUAUGCUGUGUGGACCUGUACAAGGGGGUGAACUACUUUAGAUGCUAUGCUUCUGCUGACGUACGCUAUAGAAGAUAUGAAUGGGGUGAUAUCUCCUCAAUUGUUGGCUUUAAUAUUCAUGUGAAAGGCAUAACAGAGCAAGCUGAAUAUAAGCUUUUCAAUCCUGACUACAAUCUUAUAACACAGAUUGAUAAUCUAAGAUUGCAUUUUUCCUUCCGCGCUGACAACUCUGUGGAAGGGGUGCUCUCUUCCCUUCAGAAACACACCAUAAUUCAAACUUCUGACUCGGAAUCAAUCGAUAGCUUGCGUGUCCUAUUUGCAGGAGACUUACUCAUAUCCACCGAAGAUGAAUGGGCCAGUCAGUCUUCAUGCUACAUAGAGGCUGACGAGGAAUUCAAUCUUGCUCGCGACACAAUUGGAUUGUCUCAAAUCGUGGGGAGCGAAUAUAGUGGGUUCUUAUCAGAUAACAUAAUCCACCUUGUAGGGAAUUUAGACAUGAUCUUUUAUCUCACUAUUUCAGCUAGUAAAUAA
Messenger RNA from Giardia duodenalis, 873 nucleotides. RefSeq lists its product as uncharacterized. The transcript has a single exon. The record is from RefSeq and is a predicted model, not a curated record. Bases 1 to 873 code for a protein of 290 amino acids. NCBI's taxonomy places the organism in Eukaryota, Fornicata, Diplomonadida, Hexamitidae.